AAUUUCGUCCUAAUGAAUAUUCAUAAUAACAAACAAUUUCUGGUAAAAAAUUUAAUUUGUUUAUGAAUUUUCUAUUUUUACUCGCGCACGUGCAAUUUUAAUUUUUUUUAUUGCAAUUCACUCGUUCGGAGGCACCGUAAAUUACCCAUUUAAAAAUCUCGGAAAUUACUACCUGGAAAGUACAUAACGGUAAUUUUCUUGUGUAUGCGCAACUAGCGGUAAGAAUUAUAAAACUCGAGAGUUGGCAGUUCUGUAGUUUAUUAAACUGCACGCACAAACAAUUGCGCAGAUACCGAAAGUUAUUUAAAAAGUGCAAACCGAAAAAUUCCCCAUCAAACUCUCAUUUUUCUCUCUCACUUUCACGAUUCAUUAUAGCUCCAUCACAAUUUGUUAUUAACAAUUUAAGUAAUUGAACGAGUGAGCGACGCGCGCAAGGAAUAGACGCUUAACCUCGACGAAUAUAAUUUCAAUUAUAUAUAAUAUUCUAUAUAAAUAUAUAGGGAAUACAUAAAAGAAAAUAUCAAAAUGUCGAGGACAAAAUUAGUGUGCGUUUUUAUUAUCGCGGUUGUUAAUGGAAUUUUUACUGCGGAAUUAUCGAGAUUUAAUCCAGGGUCUAAUGACAUCUGCGGAAAAAAUCAAAUCUGGACCGAAUGCGGAGCCGCGUGUCCAGACAGAUGUAUCAGACAUCCGAACAGAAUUUGUCCAAUUGAAAAUUGCGUGAGGGGAUGCGACUGCAGUCCAGGAUUCGUCUUGGACGAGAAUUUGGAGUGCGUUCAUCCGUCGGAAUGUCCAGGAGGCGGAAUUCACGUCGCAGUUCUGGAGAACAAAUAUUCAUACGGAAUGUAUGAAAUAAUAUAAAUAAUCUACCCCGUUAUUCCAAUAAUUUCAUCAAUAAA
Messenger RNA from Fopius arisanus, 896 nucleotides. RefSeq names its product cysteine-rich venom protein 6. The transcript is spliced from 3 exons. The record is from RefSeq and is a predicted model, not a curated record. NCBI's taxonomy places the organism in Eukaryota, Metazoa, Arthropoda, Insecta, Hymenoptera, Braconidae. Bases 526 to 858 code for a protein of 110 amino acids.